This is a messenger RNA of Iphiclides podalirius (scarce swallowtail), 543 nucleotides long. The record is from the annotation of a GenBank genome assembly. Lineage: Eukaryota; Metazoa; Arthropoda; Insecta; Lepidoptera; Papilionidae.
AUGACGAUCGGCCUGUCUCAGCGCGAGUCAAGAAAACCCGAGCGCCUGUGUCGGCCUAAGACAGUUUUCCACAACUCACUUACACCGAGCCGAGGCGUGUGGCUACGCAACUUUCCACGCACACGCGUCGCGGCGAAAAGAGCGGCGAAACGCGCGGCGCAAGCGUGCGACAGACCGCCGUCCCGCUCGCACGCGGCCCCCCGUCCCAUUUCAACAGGUUUCGCCUUUCAGCAGUUGCAACGGGGGACGCGCGCCUGUAGUAACACAGCACAAACAGCACGAGAAGCACACGCCGCGCCGCGAACCGAAAACACAGAUCCACUGACAGUCGCUACGUCGGCCCCACGAAGCCGUCCCCCUAUCUGGUUUUGCCGCGCUUUAGCGAUACGACGCGACUGUUUAUUAAUACGCGGUACGCUACGGCGCGCGUUCGGCGAACGGCCGAGCUCGUGGCGAAUUCGCGGGGAAGUUACCGCGAAAAGUGCGAGUCAAACUCUAGUCGCGCCAAAAACGAUGAUCGGGCGGGCACAUUGGAACCGGGGA